Messenger RNA from Ilex paraguariensis (yerba mate), 1387 nucleotides. NCBI's taxonomy places the organism in Eukaryota, Viridiplantae, Streptophyta, Magnoliopsida, Aquifoliales, Aquifoliaceae. The record is from the annotation of a GenBank genome assembly.
AGAGCUCGUUCCAUUUGGUCUGAUCUCUCUCUCUCUCUCACACACACACAGGUUCAAUUUAGGAAUGGACAGGGAGGAAUUGACUGAGCAAGAAACCGCAUUGUAUGAUCGCCAAAUUAGGGUUUGGGGCGUCGAUGCUCAACGACGGCUGAGCAAAUCUCACAUACUAGUUAGUGGUCUUAAAGGCACUGUUGUUGAGUUUUGCAAGAACGUUGUCCUAGCAGGAGUAGGUAGUUUGACUUUAAAUGAUGACCGCCCAGUGACCGAUGAACUGCUGUCAGCAAAUUUUUUGGUUCCUCCCGAUGAGAAUAUGUAUGGUGGGAAAUCCGUCGCUGAGCUUUGUUGUGAUUCUUUGAAAGAUUUCAAUCCUAUGGUUCGUGUUGCUGUUCAAAAAGGUGAUGUCUCAAGCUUUGAUGUAGACUUCUUUGACAAAUUCGAUGUUGUAGUUGUCAGUUGUUGCUCCCUGACUACAAAAAAAUUGGUUAAUGAGAAAUGCCGCAAGUUGUCAAAGCGUGUUGCAUUUUAUACAGUAGACUGUAGAGACUCCUGUGGUGAAAUAUUUGUUGAUUUACAGGAUUAUAUUUAUUCUAAGAAAAAACUUGAAGAAACAAUUGAAUGCAUACUACUGUAUCCCAGUUUUGAGGAUGCAAUUGCAAUGCCAUGGAGAUCUCUUCCUAAGAGGGUGUCAAAGCUUUACUUUGCUAUGAGAGUGAUAGAAAGGUUCGAAGAGGCUGAGGGGCGUAAACCUGGAGAAACCUCUACCGCAGACCUUCCUAAUGUCCUCAAGUUGAGGAAGGACCUUUGUGAGGCACAUUCACUGAGUGAGUCUCAGAUUCCUGAUUCCCUUUUAGAAAGAUUGUUGGCGGGUACAAGAGAAUUCCCUCCUGUUUGUGCCAUUGUUGGAGGAAUUCUUGGGCAGGAAGUUAUUAAAGUGAUAUCAGGCAAGGGAGAUCCCCUAAAAAAUUUCUUCUUUUUCGAUGCUAUGGAUGGGAAGGGUAUAAUAGAGGACAUAUCAAAGACCAGCAGCUGAGGCUAAGCGGAGGUGGUCAGAAUUUUAAAUUGCUUCUAGAAUUCAGGAGUUUAACUAGCGGGGUUGAAUAAUUACGACUCCCCUCCAGGAAAGUUUUGUUUCUAGGGAAGCCUAUCCUUUUUUAUGUGGAUUUCAUUGCAUGGAGGAUUAGGUUGACUAUAUUGGUUGGUGAUACUAUGUUAACAUUGUCAUGUGGUAUCAUUAUUAUAAUGAAUAUUUUCUCCCUGCUUUGGUCCUGUGUUUAUGUUUAAUGUGGUUUGAACUUUUGGCUGUGAUUAUGAGAAAUGUUCACAAAGUUGUUUCGUUCCCUCUUUCGAGAGUAUUUGGAAAUUGUUAAUGGAUGGAAAUUGUCAAAAG